UAUUGCGGUUCGGCUUGAUUGGCGUUGAUGCAUCGAAUCACAAGGCAACUUGUCUAAAUGGUUAUAAAUUUCCAAACUCUUUAUCCGCACGACAUUUCCUUUGAUACGUCCGUUGCGUUCGGUUCAGUAUGCCUCCGGUUCCCAGUGUCGAGAAGAAACCCGCCACGUAUGACGUGUACGAAAGCACGCUGGAACCAAAGUACCAAGAACGGGCUCGGUUAGAACUCAACGAGGAGAGUUUCCGAAUAGAACCGGCGAUAGCCCGGAUGCGAGAGUUCAUCGCAAAGCACCCACGAAUCCAACGAUGUCGUACGGAUGCCAUAUUUCUGUUGAGGUUCCUUCGGUACCGGAAGUUCAACGUGGAUGCCGCGUGUGAAGUGCUGGAGCGGUGUCUAACGGCGUUGCAAGUAUCGCCAGAGUUUUUCACGUUAGAUCUCGAAAAUCCAAUGAUCGAGCGAUGCAUGUGUGUCCCACUUGGGCAGAAUAGUGACGGGAGCAUGGUGUUUCUGAUUCGAGUGGGAUCCUUCGAUCCGGCCACGUUCGAGCCGGAACAGGUAGUGCGCUUGAACAUGCUUGCGCUAGAAACGUACGUGUACGAUGAAGUGUAUCAAGUGACCGGAAUUACGGCCGUGAUUGAUCUUCACGGAAUGACGCUGGCCCACGCUGGUGCUAUCACGUUGCCUAAAUUGAGUGUCAUAAUGGAUUCAACGCACAAUUACCUGGGAGUCCGCAUCCAACGGAUUCAUCUCGUCCGACUGCCCAAGAUUGCCGCAACGGUAGUUGAUUUAAUUUCCAAGGCACUGUCGCCCAAGUUGCAGCAGCGGAUUAAGGUAAGAAAUCCCAUCGCUGGAAAAGAUUCCAAAUGGAUUACAUUGACACCCUCAAGGAUGUCUCAUAACUAG
Molecule: messenger RNA, 902 nt
Organism: Culex pipiens pallens (northern house mosquito)
Lineage: Eukaryota; Metazoa; Arthropoda; Insecta; Diptera; Culicidae
Product: clavesin-1-like
Exons: 1
Coding region: 129-902 (257 amino acids)
Cellular component (GO): membrane
Molecular function (GO): phosphatidylinositol bisphosphate binding
Source: RefSeq, a predicted model, not a curated record